CAAACAGUAACUCUGUCCCAACCGCCACGAAUCCGUUUCGGACUCGAACCCCGCAUCGCGCGCACUAGGACUCCCGCCUCGGCGCUCUAUAAAUCGAGCGAGGGGACGAAUUGGACGCGAUCCAUCCGCCGCCACGGCUUUUUCAUCCCCUGUCUCCUCCCUCCCGUCCACCUCUCCAGCCCUAGGGUUUUCGCGCUCUCGUGAUCUCCUCCGCCGCCGCCGCACCACCAGCCGUAGGGUUUGGGGCGCUCUCGUCCUCCGCCUCCGCCUCCUCUCCGCCGCCACCACCAGCCCUAGGGUUUGGGGCGAUCUCGUGCUCCGCCUCCGCUCUGCUCUGCUCCGCCGCCACCACCAGCCCUAGGGUUUGUGCUCUCUCGCGCCCCCCACCCGCGCGCCGCCGCCAUGGCCGCCGCGCGGAAUCCGCUGCGGCGGUGGAAGCCCUUCCUCGCCGCGUUCGCCUCCGUCGACGGCGCCAUCGAGGCCGCCGACCCGGGGGGCCUCUCCCGCGACGAGUUCCGCCGCGCGAGGGGACGCAUCGUGGAGAUGCUGCGCGGCGCCGAGGGGGAGGCGGAGGCGGAGGGGCUCUGCUUGGUGCUCGACGACGUGAUGGCGGAGUCCCUCCUGACGCUGCGGCUGGUGCCCGUGACGGCGAGGACGCUGGCCACCACCGACCUCGCCGGGAUCGUCGGGGCGUUGAGGAGGCACGAGUCGGAGCGGAUCCGCGGCCUCGCCACCGACAUCGUCCGCGGGUGGAGGGUGGCCGUCAGGCGCGAGCUUGUCAGGAUCGGGAUCGCGAUGGAGAAGCUGUCCCAGACACCGGAGCGGAUCGAGGCCGAUCGGCGUGUGCGUGCCUCAUCUGAUCUCGACACGAAGGUGAAGCACGCAACACCGACGUCGCUGCCCAAGCGGAUCGUGAUCGAGGCCGAUCAGCGUGUGCGUGCCUCCCCUGAUCUCGACAUGAAGGUGAAGCACGCAUCACCGGCGCCGCCGUUCAAGAAGAAGGCUACCGCCGAUUGCAGCAGCCGCGUCGAUCUGGCGAAGACAUCACAGCCAUCGCUGACCAAGACGAGUGCUCCUCCAGUUGUUGCUGGCGCUCGAGUGAAGGCGCCCGACAUGGGCUCAGCGACAAAGGCGAAUCCGCCGAAGAAGCUGCCGGCUGUCACUGGCCGCGCCGGCGGCCGCCGCGAUGGUAUCAAGCCCUACCACAUUGACGGCGAGAAGCUGACGGUUGCUGCAAAGCGGCUUGAUGUCUACCAAGAGGCAGAGGAGGCGCAGAAGCGGCACAAGAGCGCCGACAUGGGCGCAGCAGCGAAGCCAAAGGAUCCAGCGCUUCCGCCGAAGAAGUCGCCGGCCGUCGUUGCCUGCGCCGGCCGCCGCGAGAGCAUCGAGCUCCGCAACGACGACGAGAAGAUCGCCGCUGCAAAGUGGAAGCUCCAUGAAGGCUACCGAGAAGCAGAGGAGGCGAAGAAGCGGCGCAAGAUGGCCGACAUGGGCGCAGCUGCAAAGCCAAAGGAGCCAGCGCUUCCACCGAAGAAGUUGCCGGCCGUCGUUGCCAGCGCCGGCCGCCGCGAGGGCAUCGAGCUCCGCAACGACGACGAAGAGAAGAUCGCCGCUGCAAAGCGGAAGCUCCAUGAAGGCUACCGAGAAGCAGAGGAGGCGAAGAAGAGGCGCAAGAUGGCCGACAUGGGCGCAGCUGCAAAGCCAAAGGAACCAGCGCUUCCGCCGAAGAAGUCGCCGGCCGUCGUUGCCAGCGCCGGCCGCCGCGAGGGCAUCGAGCUCCGCAACGAAGACGAGAAGAUCGCCGCUGCAAAGCGGAAGCUCCGUGAAGGCUACCAAGAAGCAGAGGAGGCGAAGAAGCGGCGCAAGAUCCAUGUCAUCGAGGACCCAGAGAUUCUGAAGCAGAGGCAGAAAAAGAUGCAUCCGAUCCUGAGUCUGCGGAGCCGAGCAAGCCACGUAUCCUCUAUGGCCGAGAAGAGCUCACUCAUGUCGUCCCUUGGGAGGCUUUAGGCCUAGAAUAAUUUACCUCUGUAAAUUAACUGUGCAUCCGAAGAUCCAUUAGCUUAUUUGCCUCACCUCUGCAACUCUCUGUAGAUCUUCCCCUGUAUAUAAACACCAAGCUUCCGUAUGUCUGUAUGGCUCAAUCAGUCAAACCAAUUCUUGGUACUAGUUAAUGUAACUAUCUAUGUAAGUAAGAGUAUAUCAGUGAAAUAAAUGGAUCAAUCUUGUGAUCCUCUUCAAGUUUC
Messenger RNA from Oryza sativa Japonica Group (Japanese rice), 2243 nucleotides. RefSeq lists its product as uncharacterized. The record is from RefSeq and is a predicted model, not a curated record. NCBI's taxonomy places the organism in Eukaryota, Viridiplantae, Streptophyta, Magnoliopsida, Poales, Poaceae.